This is a messenger RNA of Selaginella moellendorffii, 2226 nucleotides long. RefSeq names its product transcription initiation factor TFIID subunit 8. Gene Ontology annotation, cellular component: transcription factor TFIID complex. The transcript has 2 exons. Lineage: Eukaryota; Viridiplantae; Streptophyta; Lycopodiopsida; Selaginellales; Selaginellaceae. The record is from RefSeq and is a predicted model, not a curated record. Gene Ontology annotation, molecular function: protein heterodimerization activity. The coding region runs from base 23 to 1222 and encodes 399 amino acids.
GGCUUGUGGAGCUGGGGCAGGGAUGGGCGGUGGCAGCAGCGGCGGCAGCAGCAGCCGGGACGAGUUUGGGCGCAUCGUGGCCAAGAUGGCGGUCGCGCAGAUCUGCGAAUCGGUAGGCUUCCACUCGAUCCAGGCGUCGGCCAUGGAGACGCUGGCGGACGUGGCCAUCCGCUACCUCCGCGACCUCGCCCGCGCCGCGCACUUCUACUCCAACCUCGCCGCGCGCAUCGAGAGCAACGCCUUCGAUUUGAUCAUGGCCAUGGAGGACGUCGGCCCCGCGCCGCCGGCCGCCGACCCCUCCCGCCCCAUCGCCCGGAGCUCCGCGCUGCGCGAGGUGAUGCGUUUCGUGGAGUACAGCGAGGAGAUUCCAUUCGCGCGGCCGCUGCCGCGAUUCCCCGUGGCCAAGAAGAGGCUCGCGGCGCCCAGCUUCGCGCAGCUCGGGGAGGCCCCGCCAGGAUCACACAUACCGUCGUGGCUCCCGGCUCUUCCAGACCCACACACGUACCGCCACACGCCCGUGUGGCCCGAUCGCAAGAGAGAGCCCGCCGCUAAUCGCCUGGAGCAAGCUCGGCAGCGCCGAAAGGCCGAGAGCUCUCUCGUCGCGCUCCACUCGCGGCUCUCGUCCACGGCGAGCAUGGUUUUCAAAGACAGGGAGAAGGAGAACAGUGGCAGUGAAGAGAAUGGGAGUGGGAGUGGGAGUGGGAAUGCUUUCCUGGCGCCGCCGCUAGCGGCCGGGGCCAAGGAGCUCAUGGUGGUCCAGUUUGGAGGAUUCAAGGACGGAGGUGGCGGGGAGAAUGCCGGGGUGGUGCCGCAGGUUCCUUCUAUCGUGGAGGCGUUUGCGUCGGUGGUGGAGUCUGCGAGUAAUGGUAAUGGUGACGGUGGUCUCGAGAUCCAGGACGGUGGUGGUGGCAAUGAGAAUGGAUUGGCUCUGGUGGAGCAGUCACAGCCGCAGCCGCAGCCACAGCAAAAGAAAGGCGAGCUUUUGGAGAGUAACCGGAGCCAGAGAGUGGUACUGAGCUUCGACUUUGGUGGCAAGGCGGGUUCCAAGGGGGUGUUUGCGAAGAGGAUCCUGGCGGCGAGCAAGCAACAGCAGCAGCAGCAGCAGCAGCUUCUCAAGCGGCAGAGAUCGUCGGUUGCAAACGCCGAGGAUGAUAAGGACGAGAGGAAGAAGCGAGCCGAACAGAUAAUCACACAGGGAAUGGACACCAUGGCCGCUUCGUGAUCGAUUCUUUGCAAUGGUGGAAUAAGUUCUCCUACAGCGACAAUCCGCCAAGCUUUCCAAGCGACGAGAGUCUCUAUACUUGUGGACUUUCUUGCAGAUGUAGAUCAUCGCGCAGAGGAGAGCCAGCGCGAGGAUGAAGCCGACGGCUAUGCCCGCCUUUUGGGCCGGAGUUGCAGGGGCUGGAUCCACUGGAGUGAUUGGAACACUCGGGGGUGGUGGACGAGGCUUUGGAAAUGGUGGCGGUGGCGGUGGCGGUGGUCUCUUUGGGGGUGGAGGAGCGAACUUAGGCGGUGGUGGUGGCGUUGGUGUCCUUGGAGGUGGAGGGGCGAUCUUAGGGGGUGGUGGUGGUAACCUUGGAGGUGGAGGACAGAUCUUAGGAGCUGGAGGAGGCGUUGGAGGUGGUGGAGGAUUGAGCUUGGGAGGUGGCGGACGAGUAGGCGGUGGUGGUGGCGGUGGAGGCGGUGGCGGAGGGGGAGAUCUCCGUGGUGGUGGCGGCGGUGGUCUUCUAAAUCCUGGAUACGAAGGUGGCGAUAAGUUUGCUCUUGGAGAGGGUGGGACGAACUUUGGAUAUGGUUUUGGAGGACUGUAGGGGCCUCCCGGCCUGGGAUGUGAGAAUGGUGGUGGACGUGGGAAGUAGUAAGGUGGAAAUCCGGAUCUCGGGGGUGGUGGUGCUGGAAAUCCUACUUCUGGGAAGUCCUGCAAACCUGGAUCAUCGUCAUCGUCUUCUAGUCCGUGGUGCUGGUAGUAGUAAUCUGUCCAGCAAGCGGCACCUUGAAACAGGAAGAGAAUGAAGACGCAGAUCGCGCUCGUCGGAGAUGUCAUGGCCGUGCCGUUCUCGCUCUCUGUCUCCUUUUCCCGAGAUCCAGUUUCGAGGAGAGCUCUUUUUCUUUAUGCUUAUGUAAAUGCUCCACUGGAUGGAUGGACUGGAGUCGAAGCAACGUGAGUUAUGAUUGUUUGUGUACAUUGCUCUUCACUCUAAAGGUUGCAGUGACCGAUCAAGCAAA